CCCCUGUCCCCAUCCCUGUCCCCUCCCGUCCCCUCCGGCUCUCCAUCCCCAGGCCCGGCCGCCUCCCCCGCUCGCCACCAUCGCUCCCAAGGGCGACGAGGACCUGCUGGCGCUGGCCGCGUCGCGGCUGAGCCGCAGGAAGCGAGUGGCCGGCGUGGCCAUCGGCGUGGCCAUGCUGCUGGUGCUGCUGGUGGCCAUCCCGCUGCUGGUGCACGGCUCCAAGGCGGCCGCGCACUACGAGAUGCUGGGCAGCUGCCGCAUGGUCUGCGACCCCUACCCCGAGCUGGCCCCGGCUUCUCCCCCUCCCUUCCUGCCCGGAGCCAAGGGAGAGCCGGGCCGAAAGGGUCGCGCCGGCCUCCGAGGGCCACCGGGGCCACCGGGCCCGCGGGGACCCCCGGGAGAGCCGGGCCGGCCGGGACCACCGGGACCACCGGGGCCGGGGCCGGGGGGGUACAUCCCGUCCUUCUACAGCCCCAAAAUCGCUUUUUACGCCGGCCUGAGGAAGCCGCACGAGGGUUACGAGGUUCUGCGCUUCGACGAUGUGGUGACCAACGUGGGUAAUUACUACGAGCCCUCGAGCGGCAAGUUCACGUGUCCCCUGGCCGGGAUUUACUUCUUCACCUACCACGUCCUGAUGCGAGGAGGCGACGGCACCAGCAUGUGGGCUGAUCUCAUGAAGAACGGGCAGGUCCGGGCCAGCGCCAUCGCGCAGGACGCCGACCAGAACUACGACUACGCGAGCAACAGCGUCAUCCUGCACCUGGACGUGGGCGACGAGGUGUUCGUCAAACUGGACGGGGGCAAAGUGCACGGGGGCAACACCAACAAGUACAGCACGUUCUCGGGCUUCAUCAUCUACCCGGACUGACCCCCCGGGACCCCCGGGACCCCCCCCAAAACCCAGCACGUUCUCGG
This is a messenger RNA of Catharus ustulatus (Swainson's thrush), 915 nucleotides long. RefSeq names its product complement C1q like 4 (gene C1QL4). Gene Ontology annotation, molecular function: protein binding. The coding region runs from base 173 to 868 and encodes 231 amino acids. The transcript is spliced from 3 exons. The record is from RefSeq and is a predicted model, not a curated record. Lineage: Eukaryota; Metazoa; Chordata; Aves; Passeriformes; Turdidae.